AUGCAACAUUUGUUUAAGAUGAUAGAGGAUUCUAAUCAUGUUUAUUGGAGUAGGAAAAAAGAUGAGUCAGAAUUUGUGAGAGAUAUCUUAUGGGCCCAUCCAGAAUCAAUGAAGUUGUUGAAUAUGUUUCCUAAUGUGUUGAUUAUGGACAAAAAUCGGUAUAACAUCAUUCUUGUCUCAUUGGGUUAUAAUAGUUUGACUCUCUUUCCUAUGACAACUUCACAUUCACCAAAUGUGUCCAUUUACUGCAUUGGUUUUGUAAACCAAGACCAUUGGGUUCAGAUAAACAUGAAUGAAGGAUUUCCCUUGCCACCAGUCACAUUGGAUUGGAAAAAGUAUCGCACAUUAGAUGCAACUUCUUGGAUGAUAGGAUUUGUUGGACAGUUAUAA
Lathyrus oleraceus (garden pea) is the source of this 390-nucleotide messenger RNA. RefSeq lists its product as uncharacterized. The coding region runs from base 1 to 390 and encodes 129 amino acids. The transcript is spliced from 3 exons. Lineage: Eukaryota; Viridiplantae; Streptophyta; Magnoliopsida; Fabales; Fabaceae. The record is from RefSeq and is a predicted model, not a curated record.